Messenger RNA from Eutrema salsugineum, 1485 nucleotides. Its product is annotated as fructose-bisphosphate aldolase 3, chloroplastic. Gene Ontology annotation, biological process: fructose 1,6-bisphosphate metabolic process; glycolytic process. NCBI's taxonomy places the organism in Eukaryota, Viridiplantae, Streptophyta, Magnoliopsida, Brassicales, Brassicaceae. Gene Ontology annotation, molecular function: fructose-bisphosphate aldolase activity. Bases 112 to 1284 code for a protein of 390 amino acids. The transcript is spliced from 4 exons. Gene Ontology annotation, cellular component: cytosol. The record is from RefSeq and is a predicted model, not a curated record.
CCCGCCUUUCUCUCCCUCUCUCGAAUCCUAGAUCUCUCUCUCUCUCUCUCUCUCUCUCUCUCUCUCUCUCUCUGUCCCGCGGAGUCCCCGAGAGAUCACCACUUCUCUACUAUGGCGUCUACGAGCUUCGUUAAGCUAAACGCCCUCUCUUCUCCAUGGAUCUCCCAGCGAUCGUUUGCUCACUCCUCUGCCUCCUCUCCUGCUCCUCGAGUCUCCUUUGCGAUCCGCGCCGGUGCUUACUCCGACGAGCUUGUUAAAACCGCCAAAAGCAUUGCAUCACCUGGGAGAGGUAUCUUGGCGAUUGAUGAGUCGAAUGCAACUUGUGGGAAGAGGCUCGCUUCUAUUGGGUUGGACAACACGGAGGAGAACCGUCAGGCUUACAGGCAACUUCUGCUAACCACCCCUGGCCUCGGCGAUUACAUCUCCGGUGCCAUUCUCUUCGAAGAGACUCUUUACCAGUCCACCAAGGACGGCAAGACGUUUGUCGAUUGCUUGCGCGAUGCCAACAUCGUCCCUGGCAUCAAAGUUGACAAGGGCUUGUCUCCACUGCCUGGCUCCAACGAAGAGUCUUGGUGCCAAGGGUUGGAUGGAUUGGCUUCACGCUCUGCUGAGUACUACAAGCAAGGCGCUCGUUUUGCCAAGUGGAGGACAGUUGUGAGUAUUCCUUGCGGUCCUUCAGCACUAGCUGUGAAGGAAGCUGCUUGGGGUCUAGCUCGCUAUGCAGCCAUCUCUCAGGACAACGGGCUUGUGCCUAUAGUGGAGCCAGAGAUCCUUCUGGACGGUGACCACCCUAUCGAGAGGACCUUGGAGGUUGCUGAGAAAGUGUGGUCGGAGGUGUUCUUCUACUUGGCGCAGAACAACGUCAUGUUUGAAGGCAUACUAUUGAAGCCGAGCAUGGUUACACCAGGUGCUGAGCACAAGCAAAAGGCCUCUCCAGAGACCGUUGCAGAGUUCACGCUCACCAUGCUCAAAAGGAGAGUUCCUCCUGCUGUUCCAGGGAUCAUGUUUCUGUCUGGAGGACAAUCUGAGGCGGAGGCUACGCUGAACUUGAACGCCAUGAACCAGAGCCCGAACCCUUGGCAUGUGUCCUUCUCCUACGCACGUGCCCUGCAGAACUCUGUGCUCAGGACGUGGCAAGGGAAACCCGACAAGAUCGAGGCCUCGCAGAAGGCUCUCUUGGUUAGGGCAAAGGCCAACUCACUUGCCCAGCUAGGCAAAUACUCAGCCGAGGGCGAGAACGAGGAUGCCAAGAAAGGAAUGUUCGUCAAGGGUUACACCUACUGAUUCUUUAAAUCUGGUCCCAACCCUAAACAGAUCGUAAUAAAGGACCCUUGUUGUCUCUUUUUGAAGUUUUUCCCUUUUAUUUUUGUUUGUUUUGUUUUUGUCUUUGUUUCCAUCCAUGAGAAGAACUCACACAAGUGACGAUGAUAUGUAUGUGAGAAAUUAAAAACAUCCUAAUCUUAUAUAUCGUUAAAGAUUUUAAAA